UUGCGCAAACAUUUCAGCGUAAAUUUUGUCAGUGUUUCCCCGAUUUCUGCCUGCAGGUCUUGUUUUCUCCCUUCCCUGCAGUUUGCAGAAUACACUUUACCUUUCCUUUAUUUUUUUAAAAGAAGCGGGAAAAUCUCCUCUAUCUGGAGCACUGUCUGUUGGAGUGUGAUCUUCAAGCGCUGAUUGUGAAUCAGCGCAGUUACAAGACUGUGUGUCGUUUGAUUUGAGUGGACGCAGUUUCGUUGAGGAUGAGUUUCGGGGAGUUGGUGGGGAAGCAGCUGGGCGCCGUGGUGGAGAACCUGGGCAAGGCGUUCCGCGACGCCUUCGCGCAGACGGAAGGCCUGGACCUGAAGGUGAACGGGACGAACGUCUCGGCGCUGGACGGUCUGGGGGGGAACGGGACGAACGGGACGGACGCGGCGCUGUCCGGGAAGAAGAUCCCCGCCACCCUCCAGGGCCUCUUGACGGCCUACACGGGCCUGGUCAUCAUGGCGCUGCUGCCCAUCUACCUGGGCUCCUUCAAGUCCGUCAAGUUCCAGAAGCACAGCAAGACGCUGCCGAAGGACAAGCAGCCGGAGAAGAUGUCGGCCAAGGACGCCAUGAUGUUCCCCGUCAUCGCCAGCUGUGCGCUCUUCGGCCUCUACCUGCUUUUCCACUUUUUCGGGAAGGAGUACGUGAACUACCUGCUGACAUCCUACUUCUUCGUCCUGGGCAUCCUCUCCCUCACCAACUUCCUGGCGCCGUUGACGGAGCGGCUGCCGUUGAUCCCGCGGGAGCCUCGCUUCCGGCUGUCCUUCACCGCCAAGACCGGCGACACCGUCGUGCCGCACGUGGAGCUGGAGUUUGGCUACGCCAACGUGCUGGCCUUCCUCCUCAGCGUUGGCUGUGGUGUCUGGUACAUGCUGCAGAAGCACUGGAUCGCCAACAACCUGUUCGGGCUGGCCUUCUCGCUGAACGCCAUCGAGCUGCUGACGCUGAACACGGUGAUGACGGGCGUGAUCCUGCUGGGCGGCCUGUUCUUCUACGACAUCUUCUGGGUCUUCGGCUCCAACGUCAUGGUCUUCGUCGCCAAGUCCUUCGAGGCGCCCAUCAAGCUCAUCUUCCCGCAGGAUUUGUGGGAGCACGGCUUCUUCGCCAAGAACUUCGCCAUGCUCGGCCUCGGCGACAUCGUCAUCCCCGGCAUCUUCAUCGCCCUCAUGCUCCGCUUCGACCACCACAUGCAGGAGAAGAGCGGCCGGCGUUUCCACUGGUACUUCCGGGCCACCUUCCUGGCCUACUUCCUCGGCCUCCUCGCCACCAUCGUCGUCAUGCACGUCUUCAAACACGCCCAGCCGGCGCUGUUGUACCUCGUGCCGGCGUGUCUGGGCGUGCCGCUGCUGUUGGCGCUGGUGAAGGGCGACCUGCGCGAGAUGUUCAAGUACGAAGACCACCCCGCGACGCCGGCCGACGCGGACGCCGACAAGAAGACCGACUGAGGCGGAUCAUACACUCCCCUUCCUGUUUCCACGAUUCUGCUUCGUUGUCAUUCAGAACAGAGUUUUUAACACAUUAUUUAUUUCUAAUCAAUUAUUAUUUUGACGGACAGCCUACUUAAUGUAAUCUCCAUCAUGUAUUGACGCUGCGUGACAUGAACCUUUUCUGCUUUUUUUUAUCAACAGAACGGACAAUUUCCCAUUUAAAUUGCAUGUAUUUUUUUUUCUACAUAGAAUUCUGGCUUAUUUUCGGUUUUUUUAGUCACAAUAUUUUUUGCGAAAUUCCUGGCAAAUUUACAACGUAAAGCGAGGGAAACUGUG
This is a messenger RNA of Paramacrobiotus metropolitanus, 1793 nucleotides long. RefSeq names its product minor histocompatibility antigen H13-like. Gene Ontology annotation, molecular function: aspartic endopeptidase activity, intramembrane cleaving. Gene Ontology annotation, cellular component: cytoplasmic side of endoplasmic reticulum membrane; lumenal side of endoplasmic reticulum membrane; membrane. Gene Ontology annotation, biological process: membrane protein proteolysis. NCBI's taxonomy places the organism in Eukaryota, Metazoa, Tardigrada, Eutardigrada, Parachela, Macrobiotidae. Bases 249 to 1475 code for a protein of 408 amino acids. The record is from RefSeq and is a predicted model, not a curated record. The transcript is spliced from 9 exons.